AUGUUCGACCCGGAAGAUAUCUGGGAUAAAUGGAUCGUUCACUUGGAAGAAUACUGGUCGGGCACUCCUCCGGGAUUUGUAGCAGACUUCCUUUUCUAUUGUCGCAAUCCGUUUAAAAUGUUUAAUGCAUAUUAUUUCGACGAUUAUGAUUACGAUUUCACCGGUGUUAACAUUCAAAAAGCUUGUAUUGAGUGGCUUCAUUACAUUUAUUUUGAAAUAGAGGACUACGAAUACAAUGGCGACUGUGAAUUUGGCCAGAUAGAGGAACCUUGGGAUGAAUUUUUGUUUCCCUUUUCUACUUCUAACGAUCUCAAACCCAACACGCGGCUUUCUGAUAUAGAGAACCUGGAUGUUUUGGAAGAUCUUCUCAUGAUUAUGACAUCAGAGCCAAUAAAAGUAGAUGUUCAAGUGGAAUUGGUGAGCUUGAAUGAGAUGAACUUGGCGGAUAGUUACAUGGAUACAACGAUUGUUCUUUACACUUCCUGUGAAGAUCCAAGACUGAAGUGGUAUCGAGAAGAGUUCAACAACACGCAAAAAAUCAUCAUUGAUCCCAAUCUCGUCUGGACGCCGCCGAUUGAAAUAGUUAAUCUUGUUCAAUGGGGAAAUUACGGAAUAGUAGAAGACUACAGUUGCCGUGUAAAUUAUCGAGGCAAAGUAAGCAUGGCCCGUAAGCUUUCGAUCGCCACUGCAUGUGAUAUGAGUCCGGCGCUCUAUCCUUAUGAUAUUCAAGAAUGUCAUAUCAUGAUAUCCACCCCUGGUUUUUCAAUGGAUUUAUUUGAGAUUUUCGUCAACAAGUGGAUACGCAAAAAUGGCAAAACUCUUACACAGGAAUGGAUAAGUGAAAAGAAACUGGGCUACAAUGAGACGAAACUCGAAGCAUUGCAAAAUGUAUUUUACGAUGCGAAUCCGGAGUGGACCUUUCUAGGAUACCAAUUCAAUGAUGCAGCGAUUACUGGAAUUAGCGGGAAGGAAUAUUCUAGAGUCGUAGUCUCUUUCGCGAUUGCCAGAAAUACCGCUUUUUACCAGCUGACGUUAUUUUUGCCUAUUGUAUGCAUCAGCAUCUUGGUCGUUCUUGGCAUUUGGAUGCCGGUUGGGGAGCAGAUUGGCUUCCAAGUUACAAUGUUGCUAACAAUGGUUGUCUACCUCGAUGUUCUAGCUAGUUCCGUCCCAAUUUUCAAGGACAUAUCAAUCGCGCCACGAUUACUGGUCAUGUUCGUCACAAUAACUCUUGGAAGCGUCGUCGCUCAUUUCAUCACUACGAUCAAUCUUUGGUGCCACGAAAAAUCAUCUGACACUGUUUUCUCUUUCACCCAAUUUCGGGCAAAAUUUGCCUGCGGACUUGCGAAGUUCUUCGAAAUCCUGAAACAACGAAAAUACAGACUUCCGACCGUCGUAGCUAAACUGGCUAAUGGCGACGAAGUUGAUGACAAAGAGAACGAAGAAGCGUUUCAAGAAGCUUGGGCGUUUUACGGGAAGAUGUUUUCUCAUUUGUGGGGCUUGAUUCUUUCUGUUCUUAUUAUUUUUGCCAUGGUAGUGAUUAUCAUUGAUCUGCAUGUUGAAAGUGCUCAAGCAAAAGAUAAAUUUCUUUUUCAAUAA
This is a messenger RNA of Oikopleura dioica, 1596 nucleotides long. The record is from the annotation of a GenBank genome assembly. Lineage: Eukaryota; Metazoa; Chordata; Appendicularia; Copelata; Oikopleuridae.